GUUGGGUUGCUCGCUGCUCCGUUUCCAGGCCUGAGUGCAGCAGUGAUGGAGUAACAGUGAAGAUUAGGAACACAAGUCGGAGGGAAGUGUCGCAGCCAUGCCCACCACCUGUGUCUUUCAGCUGGAUCGCCUGAAUCCGGUCUACAACAGUGGCGAAUACAUCAGCGGUCGCAUUUUGUUACGCACGGACAAGGUGAAGCGGGUCAAUGCCGUAUAUGUGACGCUGGAGGGCGAGGCCAAGGUCCAGUGGUCGAUGAGCGGCAAGAGCGAGACGGCUAAUUACUCCGGUCAUCAGCAAUAUUUACACUCCCGCACCAAUGUAUUCGAUAACACCCUCUUCCGGGCUGGCGUCCACGUAUAUGUACUCACCCUGAGGAUUCCUCCAGACUGCCCCAGCACCUGCAAGGGUCCCUACGGCUACAUAGCCUACACCAUCUCGCUGACCAUCGACAAGCCCUGGGGCUUCGACGAGGUCUUCCGGAAGCCCAUCAAUGUGGUGCAGACGCUGGACCUUAACUACAAUACGGAGUUUGCACUGCCCGUGAAGGAUGAAAACCUCAAAUACCUUUGCCAUUGGCCCUGCAUCUCGGGUCCCAUCUGCUCUACCCUGGUUUUGCCCGCCUCCGGAUUCACGCCCCUGCAGGAAGUGCCCUUUCGAUUGGAGGUGGACAACCAAUCGCCGCACUACGACAUCAUCGGCGUGGAGGUGUCCAUAAAGCAGCACUUCGUCUUUCUGUCGCGGAAGCCCGUCAAGCGAAACUUCUACACUAAGACGCUGGUCAAGGAACUGAUCUCGGACCGCACGCUGCGCCUGUCCAAGCGCCAGUACGAGUCCAGCAUCUGUGUGCCCAUGGACACCCCGCGAUCCACCCUCAAUCCCAACUACAUCGUCUUCCUGCACUACACGCUGCAGGUGAAGCUCAAGACGGGCUACUUCCACUACGACACGGACCUGUCGGUGCCCAUUAUCGUGGGCACCACCUCUUUGCAGCACCUCAGGGACUCGGUUCACACCCAGCAGCCGGUGAGGAGGACGCCCACGCCGGAGAGACAGCGACUGAUCGAGCGGGUGACCCCCCGACCGCCGACGGUGGAGGAGGAAUUAGGCGGGGAAGCGGAUGCGGCCACCGAGGAACCGCACCAGGCGAUCGAGGACGAUGAGCCGCCCUCUUACGACAGCUGCCUUCCGCCCUCCUUCAGCUUUGCUACCUUGGCAGGCAGUCAGCAAACAUUGGGCAGCAGUCACGUUGUGGCCCUGCAACGAAUUCAGUUACCGAAGUUUCCCGGCUUUAGCACGCUUAUUGGGACAGCUCCAGCGCACGGAAUGGAGGACUCCGGUUUGGACAUGCACAUGUAUCGGUCGUACGGCUCUCUGAACACGGACCACACGGGCCGAAGUCUGGACACUUUCGGAUCCCUCUGCGGUCCACUGUCCGAGCAAGUGGAGGAGCAGGAGCAGGAGCAAGAGGCUGAGGAGAGCACGGAGGUUCUGGAUGUGACUGUUCAGGUGCAUCGGGCCCGAAUAGCGGAGGUCGAGGAGGAGCUGCAGGACGAACACCUGUUCUAAUGGAGAAGUGUCUUAUAAACGUAUUACCAUCCCAAGUAACAAGUAACUUAAGUGUUCAAGACUAAGGCUUAUACAAGAUUUUUAGGCCGGACUCGAGUCCGUCGUUUAGUUUUAGAGAGCUUUCAUUGCCCGGAUUUGUACAAUCGUGUAAAGUCCAAUCGAACUUAUUGAGUGCCAAAAUUACU
Messenger RNA from Drosophila rhopaloa, 1752 nucleotides. RefSeq names its product arrestin domain-containing protein 3. The record is from RefSeq and is a predicted model, not a curated record. The transcript has 4 exons. Lineage: Eukaryota; Metazoa; Arthropoda; Insecta; Diptera; Drosophilidae. Gene Ontology annotation, cellular component: cytoplasm. Bases 98 to 1567 code for a protein of 489 amino acids. Gene Ontology annotation, biological process: protein transport.